CCAACAUCACCGAGAUGGGCGCAGCUCUCCGCUAUAUCUGUUUGGUAUAAGAAGAUAUCAUCAUGAGUCUGGGUGACAAGCCGAUGGAAAGUUGGACUGAGAACGAUGUCAGCAGCUGGUUGUCUUCAAUUCAAUUAAAACAGGAAUACAUCACUAAACUUCAUGAAGAAGAAGCCACAGGUGCAGUGCUAAAAAUCCUCAGUGAACGUGAUCUAGGAAAAAUGGGAAUGAAAAAACUUCAAAUACAACUUUUACUCAGAAAAAGAGAUGAACUGUUAGAAAAAGAGAUUCAAAGAAAAUCACCAAAGCGGGAGGACAAAGGGGAGGGGAUAAGCUCCAUUAAUCCCCCAGACACAGGUUCAUCAUCUGCCAAACACAAGACAGAGGGGGAAGAUCAGAGAAAUAGUAAAAUCCUACAAGAAAAACCUAGAGAUACUCAGUCUGAUCCAACAAAAAACAAGGAACAAACACAUCAGACCAACAGAAAUACUCAGAAUGAAGCUACACCAUAUCCAGAAAUGUCCAGUCCAGAUGUAAAUAAACUUGUGGAAAAGCAGUCUAUAAAAAGUCCUAGUUCAGAAGAAGGACCCAGGGAGAUCACGAAAAAGAAAAAGAAAAAAAACUCAGGUGCUAAUACAAAACCACAUCAGACAAAGGAAGGUCAACCGGGGGAGGGAGAGGAGACAACUUCAGGAAAGAGUACUGUAUCUCACAGCUUAACAGAAAAAAUGAACCCUUCUGGAAAUAAAACCAAGCCGCCCACAGAAAAUUCAUUGGAGAAUAAAGAGAUUCCUCAGGGCACGUCACCAAAAAAUCAGAAUGCCCCUCAAUCCGAUACAUCAAGGACACACAAAGAAAAUAUAACCAGAGAAGAUAAACCCAAAACGCAGAAUCCUUGCUGUACAAGUGCAUUUGUAGAACCUUGUCAGCCACCUGGAAAAAAAACGGAGCAACCUCCAAAAACUAAAGGCCAAACAGAUACAAAAGACCAAUUUGCAGAAGGUUUAAGUCAAAUAAAUGUGUCGUCAGAGAACAAACCUCAACAAAACAUUUGCAAUCCAACCUCAGAAAACAAGUUAGUGUCUCCUGAGAUCAGCAACAUUGACAACAUUGAGCCCAAAGAAGGUCAGCAAAAUGCCACCACCAGAAAUAAACCCAACCAAGUGGACAAACCAGUUCAGAAAAGUAAAAAAAAGAAGUCCGAGACACCUCAUGAGACCAUAAACCAAAAGCAGAAGGAUGGGCAACAUGUAAAAAGAACAGCUAAAGCUGAAUCAGAAGACAAACCUCAAGAAAACCAGAGAAAAUCAUGUUCAGAUGAGAAAAGUCCCACAAAGCAAAAUUACAGUAUAGAGGGAAAACUCCCAGAAAUUAAUAUCAAUUUAACAAAAAGAUCUAUUGAAGAGGACCAACUACCUCAGAGGAAAAGCAUCAAUGUUUCUGAAGAGCACCAAGAUACAAUGAGCCCAGAAGAUAAAAACCAAAUAGUGGCAAAAAGUUCUGAAAGGAUCAAUGGUUCAAAAGAGAACGCCAGACCAGUCCAGAAGCCAAAAGACUUACAAUCUUUUACACAGAGCAUUUUCCGACCCUUCAAUAACCAUGGUACAAAUGUAAAAUAUGUGAAAAACCAGGUACUUACCCCUGAGACAGGUGUCAUUAAUCUGAUCACUCCUUGUCAUGAGUACAAAUCAUUUGCUAUUGCCGCAGACUUGGAUAGGCCAAGACUUCUAGCAAAACUACGAAAGGAGACCUUUAAAUUUGCUGCCGCCUGUCUAAACAUGAGAACUAAUGGAACCAUACACUUUGGCAUCACGGACAGUGAGAAAGACAAAGGCUUCAGACAUGGACAGAUAGUUGGUAUUCCAAUUUACAAUAUAGAAUGGUAUGCAGAUUUAAAAAAUGAUUUGGAUCAGUGCUUUACUGAAGCCAGUGAAUAUGAAGCUGCAGCGGCGUGUAUUUACCCCCCUGAAUUUAUUGAGGUUGUUGAUGCGGAGUUGGAAGAGAAAAGGUUUGUUGUGGAAGUAGAUAUUGAGCCUCUAUUUAUCAGAGUAAAGGAGAAAACAUUUCAUGUGUGCUUGCCAAAGUUUGAUAAGAAAAAGAAUAAAACUUCUUAUCAAGAUAAAACUAUAUAUGAGAGGAUAGGGACAAAAUCACAGUCCAUAAAAAUAGAGGAAAUUAAUACAGUAAACCAUAGGAGAUGUGAAGCAGAUAAGAGGAGAAAGGAAGCCGAGGAGGCCAAUGUCAGUGAAGCACACAGAUAUGAAAAUCUAGGUAGAAAAGUAUCUGUCCUGCUAACAAAUGGUAAGCAGUACUUCGAUGACACACUGCAAUAUGUACUCAUCACAAACCGGUGCGAGAAACACCAACUACAACACUUAACCUUUUUGAAAUACUUGAAAAUGUUGUGUGUUUUUGAUUUUGAUGCAGAGUCUGACACCAGUGGGCUACACUCCAAGUGUAAAGAUUACCAUCUGUCAAAUAUAUUCUCCUUAAAGAGCUAUGCCAGUGAGUACGGGAAGAACCUGGAUGACAUUAUUAAUAAUCUGGGGUUCUUCAAGCACACAAGCUGGAUAUUUUGUAAUGGACGAAAGAGUUUUGAUGGGGAAGAUUUACCAUGUGAUGAGCAAUCUUGGAUCAAAGACAAAAUGAAGCACUUUAAGAAAGCAGUUUCUUUAAUAUGUGAUAAUAUUAAGAGAGGAUCCUUCAUUGUGCUCUUCAUGCUGUUUUCCCCUGUGGAAAAGCCAAUUGUUAAAGCCUUGAUGGAAUUUUAUGAGGAAUUGAGCGGGAUGGAGUACAUCACUUGUAUCACAGAGUGUGAAGAAUAUUACACACAGUGGGCUGGCUUGGCACAAGCAACAUGUAACAGAACAGAACUUGACCAAAGAAGUGUUGUUGGCAUGAAGCUCAGCCAUGUUGACGCUACAGUUCAAGACAUGAUUCCAGAAAAAAACUUCAACAGAAUGUUACCCGUCUCUACAAAAGGAGUUUGUGUUCUUACAACACCUAAAGAAGAAAAAAUGAACUCCCUAAACAUCUUGUGUGUAAAUGAGUGUGAAAACACCAACCUUAAGGCCAUAGACCCCAAGACACUUGAAAGUGAUUUCUAUCGAGGAGGAAAAAUAAGCUGGAAACAUUUGUGGCUCGCUGAGCAGAAAAAAUGUGGGGCAUUCAUUAAGCGCAAUGCUUGUAAAGAAGUUGAGGGCAUGCUGAAGGGCAUCUUAUAUGAAGACACCGUGAAACUCCCUAUAGCACGGAUCAACAUUUUUCACCAGCCAGGCAGUGGGGGGAGCACAGUGGCCAGGCAAAUCCUCUGGAAAAACAAAAAGAACUUACGGUGUGCCAUAGUGAACUCAAGAUACCAAACUACAAAGGUGUGUGAACAUGCGGUGGAGCUCAGAGAGUAUGAAGAAGGGGAUACUAAAAACUGUUUGCCGGUUCUCCUUCUUCUAGAAGACUGUACCGAAGAGUACAUUGAUGAAUUAAAACACAGUUUACGAGAAGCCAUGGUUCAUAAAAAAGUGAGACGUGCAAAGACUCACUUUAUCCUCUUGACCUGUAAACGUUCAAAUGCACCAGAAAAGUCUUGUUCAGCCUCACCCAUCGACACGGUCGCCAUCACCCACAAGCUCAGAGAUAACGAGAAGCUGCUGUUCAAAGGCAAAGCUAAAGAACUCAAAGAAAAUUUUCCUUCUGAUGAUAUGAUCAUUACUUUUGUUUUAAUGAGUCAAGAGUUCAAUAAGAAGUACCUGGAAGACUUUGUGAAGAAUGUGAUGGAAGAUCUGGACCACUCUUCUCCAGUAACUCGUCUGAUCAGAUACGCAGCAUUACUAAAUCAUUAUGUUCAAAAUUCUUAUAUCUCCCUUUCCCACUGUGAAGUCCUUCUGGGAAUUCAGUCCUUUGUUACUCAAGACUACAGACUGAGCCAAAAUCAUGAUCUCAACAGCUUAAGUGAGCAAGCACUGAUCAUGGAGCUAAGGGAUGAAUUAACAUUCAUUUCUGCCAUUCGCAUUUUACAUCCUCUAAUCGCAGGGGAAAUUAUAAAUCAAUAUUCUACCCGUUCAUACCCUCAGAGUAAGAUUGCCCUGGAACUACUCAACGAAUCUGCUGCUCUCAACCACAGAUUUGCAAAGCAGCAAUUUAUAAAAUGUAUAAAAGACUUGUUUUUCCGGCGACACAAGAAAAGUCGUGGUGACAAUGCAGAUAGUUUCUUCUCACCACUAAUAGAACACGUAUGUAAGGAGGAAAGAGACACUGAGAUGGCCAUAAAGCUGCUACAGGUUGCCUUUGAGCAAUUUGAUAAAGAUGCACAUUUUGCACAACAACUUGCCAGACUCCAUUAUAAAAAUUCUAAAUUUGAAGAAGCAAAGAAAUGGGUGGGAACCGCCAAAGCAAAGCUGCCGGAUGAUUCAUAUAUAUUGGACACUGAAGGACGCCUCUACAAGGAAUGGUUUACCGUAAACCAUGACAAGUAUAAGGAGAACGGAAGCUCAGUAGAUGAAAUCCACCUGAUUGAGCUUGGCCUUAAGUCCAUGGAAUGCUUCAGAGAGGCACAGAGAGCUGCAAAUAAUGACAAAGAUACAAUCAAUAACUCCGGAUAUAUGGGGGAAGUAGAUACUGGAUGCAACCUGCUAGAGCUGCUACUAACAUUAUUUGAAAACAUAAAGAAAGACAAGGCAGAAUUGGUGGAAUAUCUUACUGAUGUGAAAUACAUUCCAGAAGAGAUAAAGGACUCCUGGGCUAAUCUACACGAUCGUUUAAAAAGUUUGUACCAAAAUAUGUAUAAAGCUCUAGAGUGGAUUUCAGAAGACGUUGGCUGCUUUCAGGGGGAUAAAAUUGAUGUCUGGGACACAACCAAGAAGGAUGAUUUUGUCGGGAAUUGGUUAGUUAAGCAGACCAAAUUAUUUGCUGAUUGUUUUAGAUCUGUAGACCAGGCAGGACAUUCUGCAUCAGCUGAAGAAAAUCCAUUUGCCAGGAAGAUGGCAAUUUAUAGCCUAGGGGGCAGCAGUGUGGCAACCAUUCUGUCAUUGUUAUCCAAUUCAAAGGUUGAACAAUCAGUUUCAGAUUUGGAGAAGAUCAUCAACUGCUAUCCUAGAGACUUAUCUGAAGACAAGCUGGAUGAUGGUGACCUCAUUAGCCUCAUAAUGUGCCAUAUUGCUCUGGGAAGUGUCCAGCCGGACUCUACAAAACUUUUGGAAUUCAAGAAAUUGCUGGAGAUAAGCCAACGGUUUCUGAAUGAGCGAAAAACAUUUCCUGCAAGUGCCUACUUUCUUAUUUUCAUGCUUUACUGGCCAGAUAAAAACUUCCUAACCUCACAAUAUGCAAAGAAAGGCAAUGUUCUGAACUUUGCAAUGGAAAAAGCUAAACAGCUGCACCAGAAAAGAAUUAAGGACGUCCCCGUCCGUAAGAAAAGAACAAACGUGCUCUUCUUCCUCGGGAAGGGCACCGGCCUGCAGAAGUUCAUUUUCAGAAGUGCUAUAGAAAGGCUUCUAAACCAUCCAUUAAAUGAACGCACCUUCCGAUUUGACAGCGACCCAAACGAUAGAAAACUAAUUCAGGACAAGCUAAAGAAAGUCGAUGGAUGGACAAAAAAUAGAAAAGUCUACACAAAGGGCCCUUUCGGAAAAGGGAAGAUCGAGGUCUUACCUCUAAACUAUUCAUCAGUUCCUCAUGGGGAUGAAAAUGUGACUUUCUACCUGGGAUUCACCUACAUUGGAUACGUAACUUACGGGAUUGAAGUAAAAAAAACAUUAAAGUGGAUCUGAACCCAAGAAGAGAAAUGUCAUAUAUUGCACCUUGCCUGCCCUUAGAUGUGAUGGCUGCAUUUGUUUUCUUUUUUUUUUCAUUUGGUGAUACUGUGAUACACUUCUUGUCCUAGGGUGACAAAGCCUACUCACUGUACUGUAUCAGUGGAGGAGGCAGCAAUGUCACCCAAGGACUGAACUACAGAACACCUACCCCAUGCCUACUUUUUGCCAGAACAUGGAGGGAGGUGUUCUGUGGUACACACAGAGAACUAGGAACAAGGUGAUACCAGUCAGAGCACAGCAAGUUAUACGCUCAUGAGAUUUGUGACAGGAUUGAAUUGGUAUUUGAUGCUCUUAUUGAACAUGGCAAGCUUUACACACAUUUUAAGCAGUUGCAAAAUUUGGGUCCAACUUCUCCUUUAUCACACCAGCAACAAAGUUUUCCAUGAAAUGAGCACGUUCCUGAACUAUUUCACCAGUAUGCUUCAGCAUAAUAUGUAUGCCUGUAAAAAAGAUAUAUAUGUAUUUUUUUUUAAACGA
Messenger RNA from Rana temporaria (common frog), 6284 nucleotides. RefSeq names its product sterile alpha motif domain-containing protein 9-like. The coding region runs from base 63 to 5762 and encodes 1899 amino acids. Lineage: Eukaryota; Metazoa; Chordata; Amphibia; Anura; Ranidae. Gene Ontology annotation, cellular component: cytoplasm. Gene Ontology annotation, molecular function: protein binding. The record is from RefSeq and is a predicted model, not a curated record. The transcript has 3 exons.